Messenger RNA from Penicillium egyptiacum, 1446 nucleotides. The record is from the annotation of a GenBank genome assembly. Lineage: Eukaryota; Fungi; Ascomycota; Eurotiomycetes; Eurotiales; Aspergillaceae.
AUGGGAUGUUAUUUGCUCCACUUCACCCCCUCCUUCUUCUCGAAUGUCGAGCGUUUGCGCAUCCGGCUAGCCCAGAGCGAUCACGGUUCCCCUACCUGCUCCACGUCAAACUAUCAGACCGAUAAUCGGGUCUAUCGAGCCCCUCGUCUUGGGUCUGACUCUCGUGGUAUACGGAACAGAUCUAGGAAGCGAGGGCUCGAGAAACGUUCUUCUCCUUCUAAGAAAUUACGCAAACCCGGCUCUCUUCAAUUGGCCUACCUGGCCGCCCAGGCGGACUCUCAAUGCUUCCAUUCUCUCCCUGCUAAGAUCCAACAAAAGCUUUUCUCCCCCGAGGAACGUCGACGUUUGAGGAACGCUUAUCGACAAAGUCUCAUAUACGACGCUGCCGACGAAGCUUACCGUCGAGAUUCCGGUCGAGAUUCCAGGAAAUCUCGCCCUUCCACUGACACUCAUUCUUCCCAGGCGACUGUGCCUGUUGUUCAACUAUCGACCGCCUUCUAUUCAGACUCCGACUCCGACGAAGAAGACUCGGACAUGGAUCAAACAUUCCAUGACAGUUUCCGGUGGCUCGACGAGGAUGGCGAUCUUGACUUGUCUCUCGAUGAAUACCACGCCCAUGUGGCAGAUGCUGCCACGAAAAAGAGAAACCGCCCCUCUUUCCGCCGCUCCCUAUCCUUUUCCAACCACCUUCGCAAAACAUUAGAAAUUACACCUAUUUCAGCUCGGGGACUCCCACCUGUUAGCCAAUCUCAGCCUCUAAACCCUCUCUCCAACCGAAUCCCCGAAUCGCGCCCAUCAUCCAACCACCGAUUCCAACAUGCCCCCAAAUCAUCCACCUCGAGCAUCGACCCCUGUGCACAAUAUUACCAAGACCCCGAUGCCCGUUUAAAAUUGCGCGUCUACCUGGCAUCCCCACAAAAGUUCGACGAAGCCAUUGAAUUCGGAUUUCCCUCGCUGGAUCAAAACGAUAAGGAGAACAUCGGCCCAGAACCAACCACACCGAGACCAAGCUCACCAAAAUCCACCCUGGUCGACUGGGACUUCGGCACAUUCUUCGAAGAUGACGAUGGUACCAUGGUGGGGAGCCCAGGAGGAUCCGUAGAAAAUGAACCAAUCCGUUCGCCCGUUCUCACACAGCGGGACGCGCCCCGACCCUCCAUGGAAUCAUCAGCUCUCUUCCAGCGCCGCCAAUCCUGGUUGCCUGGGGCUAAGGGGGUCCCACAACGGCUUCCGGGAAACCGUGAGAUGACUCUCAAAAUGACCCUUACUCGGCCUGACCUCCGCACCGACUCUCCCACACCUCCUGCUUCUUCCAAAGAAAAGGAAGAUCCCUUACGAUUGGCCGAACUUCCACCCGCGGAUCGCAGCCAGUCUAUCUGGGACUCGGACUUGGACGAGCAAGGUAUGGUGAAAAAAAUGUGGCGCAAGCUGCGACGCCGAGUUUGA